AAUGAAGCAGCCAGUUCUUCAUGUUCUUUUCUGAUGAUAAAAAAAGGAAAAAGAGUCUUCCAAGUCAAAAAGAAAAGGUCAAAGCAGAAGAUGCUUUGCAAGUGCGCCUCGUGAGUGCUAAGUAAAAGAGAAGUUGCAAAGAAAGAAAAACAAUCCACACUAGGAAGGCAAAAUUCAGAGAGACCGAUCAAGCAAAAUAUGGCUUCUCUGACCACUAAAGCAGCAGUUAGUUCUUCAUCUUCUUCUCUCCCUCUUUCUUCUACUGAUCACCAAAAUCACUACACAUACCAGGUCUUCCUGAGUUUUCGAGGCGAGGAUACGCGUUCUAAUUUUACAGAUCAUCUACACAGCCUUUUGUGUGACAGGGGAAUUGAGACCUUCAUAGAUGAUGAGCUCAAAAGAGGAGAAGAAAUAUCAUCGGCUCUUGUCAAAGCAAUUGAGGAGUCAAGAGUUUCAAUCAUAGUCUUCUCUCAAAAUUAUGCUUCCUCAAGGUGGUGCUUAGAUGAACUGGUCAAGAUACUUGAAUGCAGAAAAUCCAAAGGACAGGAGGUUAGAGCGGUUUUCUACAAGGUGGAUCCCUCAGAUGUUCGACACCAAAGUGGUGCUUUCGGUGAUGCAUUUGCUACACUUGAUCAAUGCAAAUACGAGGAUAGCAUGGGCAAAUGGAAGGCAGCUCUCAAGGAAGCAGCAGAUUUGUCUGGAUGGCCUUUCAAGGAUGGCGAGUCCGAGGCUAAAUUUAUCAAGAAGAUUGUUGGUGAGUUGUCCACCCGAGUAGUUAACCCUUCAUGUGAGUUGCAUGUUACAGAACAUCCAAUUGGAUUAGAGUCUUGUAGACAAGAUGUCAACAGACUUCUACAUGUCGAGGAAAAUAUUGUUCGCAUGGUAGGCAUAUGGGGGCCUGGUGGAAUAGGAAAGACCACAAUUGCAAAAGAUGCGUUUAAUUCAAUUCACCAAAAGUUUGCAUGUAGUUGUUUCUUGGCAGAUGUUAGAUCAACUGCCAUAGUCCAACUGCAAGAGAGAGUUUUGUUUGAUAUUUUACGGGACUCAACUUUGAAGGUGCACAGUGUUGAUAAAGGAGUCGGUUUGAUAAAGACAAGGAUGUGAAAAAAAAAAGUUUUCUUAAUCCUUGAUGACGUGAGUAAUUCUAGCCAAUUACAGAACUUAGUUCCAUCCCCUAAUUGUUUUGGGCCAGGUAGUAGAAUUCUCAUAACAACAAGAGAUAAACGUUGGCUAAUUGCUCAUCAAGUUGAUGAAGUAUAUGAGGUCAAGAUGUUAAAUGAUCAUCAAGCUUUGAACUUAUUUAGUUUGAAUGCAUUCAAAAGAAAUGGACCUCCAGGUGAUUAUUUGGAACUUGCACAAUGUGCAGUAUGCUAUGCUCAGGGCCUUCCAUUAGCUUUGAUAGUUUUAGGCUCUCAUCUAUUUUAUAGAAGCAGAGUGGAGUGGGAAGCUACCUUAGAUGGUUGUCGGGGAGAAGAUCCCCAUAGAGAGAUAAGAGAUGUGCUCAAAAUAAGUUAUGAUGCUUUGGGAGUAGAUUUAAAAGGAUAUUUUCUUGAUAUUGCUUGUUUCUUUAAAGGUAAGGAAGUAGAUCGUGUGAAACCGAUACUAGAAGCUUGCUAUGAUAUGAAAUCAGUGACUGGUAUUGCCCAACUCCAAGAAAAAGCCUUGAUAAGAAUUGACGGAGAUAAGAUUUGGAUGCAUGACUUGAUAGAAGAAAUGGGUAAAGACAUAGUGUAUCAAGAGUCACCUGGUGAGCCCGGAAAACGAAGUAGAGUGUGGAGUAAAGAAGAUAUCAACCACGUUCUAACAAAUAAUACAGGAACAAAUAAAGUUAUAGGCGUUCAGGUCUCGUGGUGGUCAUCUUUGAUAUCUUUGAAUGCCAAAACCUUCUCAAAGAUGAAGAAUCUUAAAUAUAUUUCUAUGGGCAUGUACCAGAGAUAUGAAUCCUUUUCUAGAAACAUUGAUUAUCUCUCAGACCAGUUGAGGUGGCUUGAUUGGCCUGUUAGUCCAUUGCAAUCCUUUCCAUCUGAUUUUCGUGCAAACAAACUUGUAAAGCUCAAUAUUCGUGGUAGCCACGGAAUCACACGACUAUGGAAGGGACAUAAGAAUUUUUCAAGUUUAACAUCUAUGGAUUUAAGAGGUUGUAAAUCCCUCAUAGAGCUUCCGAACUUCACCGGAAUACCCAACUUAAUAGAGCUGAAGUUAGAUGACUGUGAAAGUUUAGUUGAGGUUCAUCAUUCUGUUGGAUUCCUAGAUAAGCUCGUGACCUUAAGUCUUAAAGGCUGCUGUAACCUAGUUAAGUUGCCAACCGAAUUUAGCUUGAAAUCUCUCCUUGCUAUGGAUCUUAGUGAUUGCACUAGGCUAGAGGAAUUUCCAAAAAUUAUUGGAAAGAUGGAUUCUUUAGGAGUGUUGAUCCUAUCAUUCACUCUUGUUAAAGAAUUGCAUCCGUCAAUUGAAAAUCUCAUAGGGCUUAAUGAGUUGCAGCUACAUCAUUGUAAAAAUCUUACGACUCUACCAUUCAGCAUUUAUGGGUUGCAAAAUUUAGAGAUUCUAAAUGUGAGUGGAUGCUCAAAACUUGUUACAUUUCCAACAAAAGCAAGCAUUUCACAUGAUCAUGACAGCGGUUCACUAGCGCUUCCCAAGCUCCGUGUGCUCAAAAUCAACGGAUGUAAUUUAUCAACUGUUGAUUUCAUUGGGAGUCUUGAUUGCGUGAAAACAUUGAUCGAACUUGAUCUCUCAAGUAACGAUUUUGUUAGUGUUCCCUCACUUGGCAAAUUUGUCAACUUGCCAAGGAUUGACUUGUAUUGUUGCAAGAGACUUCGAGAGAUUCCAGAGCUUUCAGCAAAUAUACUUGAGGUAAAUGCGGGGGACUGUGAAUCACUGGAGAGAUUUUUGAUAUUUCCCAAGUCUUUGAAUAAGCUGCAGAUGAACUUGUGGAAUUGCCAUAGAUUUAGUUACAAUCUGGGCUAUGACAUGGAGAAGAUGGAAAGUAUUUUGCUGAAUAAUCAGAACAACUCCUGGUUUAGUCUUGUAUUACCGGGUAGUGGGAUUCCGAAGUGGUUCCAUUGUUCGAAGGAGGUUACUGCUAAUGAAAAAGGCCCAUCCAGUAAAUGUGAAAUUUCUUUUGAAAUCCCAGGCAAAUUGAAUUGGGAGUACAUAGGAGUGGCUCUUUGUUCUGUUUCUUGUUUUUCAGUUGACGAAAAUUUUUAUUUUUUUAUCAAGGAUCGAGCUGAUAUUUCCAUCAAUGAGGUACUCAUAGAUCAGUGUUCCAAGUUGCGCAGUUCAGCGCCAGACCACAUUUGGCUAGCUUAUGUUCCAUUAUCUGAUAAAAUAAAGGGAAAGGAGGAUCAAAAUGGUCGGUGUCAAGUUCGAUUUUACUGUGCUGGAAUGAAAAGCUAUGGAGUUCACCUCGUAUGCCAACCACCGAAUGAAUAUUCAAAUAAGAUUGUAAUGGCGGCUGAACCUGCCCAUGAGAGUGGUAUGCUAGACUGCCUUUCGUUUUCUUAUGCGAAUCCAGAACAAAAGAGGCCUCUUACUGAAGCCACCGACGAUUAUGAGUAUGACCAUCAACAAGAGCAGCAUGAGCAACCAAUAGGAAUGAUUCCUUCGAAACGACUGUGCACUGAGGAGCAACCAUCGAUGGCUCCCAACCCAAUCAUCCACGACUACUCCGAUUACUCUGCAUCUGCAUCCACAUCCACAUCAGAUAUAUAUGCCACCGAAGAGGCCAGAACAAAAGAGGCCUCGUAAUGGAGCCACCGAAAAUUAUGACCAUGGACAAGAGCAGGAGGAGCAACCAAUUCCUUCAAACCGACACUGCACUGAGGAGCAACCAUCAAUGCCUCCCAUCCUCGAUUACUCUGCAUUUGCAUCCACCUCAGAUCAAAACUUCUGAUUGGCAAGCCAAUCUUGAUCUUCUUCCCGAUUCGCUGUCGACUCUCGCGAAUUAUGAAUCUACCUCACCAGCCAGUACUCCAUAGUUCCAACAAUAAUAUCUAUAUGCCAUGUUCUUUCAGAGACUAGCUGCUAUUUCAGUGGGAACUAUAUAGAUUUUCCACUCGGAAGGGUUACAGACCCUGGCCAAGUUGGACGAUAGAUUUUUCCAUUUGCUGAUUGCUGAUCUAACUGAGUUUGAGACAACCGCAAAUGAGCUAGAAGCAAAGACGUUCUAGCCUGGCAUUGGCCAAGUAUCUUGCUUCAAGGUGAUGGGGCAGGUGGAAGAUGACUUUCUUGAGGAAGAAGGAAUUGGUUUUCAUUGUUUCUAAGGAUGGAAUUGAUACUUGAUCAUAUAAGAUGGUUAAUGAGAGUUUUCUAAUUCAUUACAAAGUGGCAUGUGUCUCUUUAGAGGUUGCUGCAGGAUCAGGCUCUCUCCAAAAAGCAUUUCUAUUCAUCAAAACUGAUCAAUGAUGGGAACUAUAAACUCUCCACUUGGAAUGGUUGCAGAUUUGGGAAAAGUCGGGUACGUGCUGAUCUGACUGAAUUUGAGAUGACCGCAAAUAAGCUAGAAGUAAAGCUAAGAAAUCUAGUCUGGCAUUGGUUAAAUUCUGCUUCAAGGUGAUGCGGCGGGCAUGGGCUUUCCUCAUGAGGAAGUAAAAGUAAUGGAAUAGGUGCUGUGAGUACUGCUUCUUGGAGUGUGCAUAUGUUGCAGAUUCAUGCAAGCAAGUUGGUGCUGUAAACAUCAAAUGAACCCCACCUAGAUUUGUCCACUAAUGGAUUUUACCUAUCUCAAAGUUGGAACUUGGGAGGUUACCAGCAAACAUACGGUGAUAUACCUUGAGAGUGGUGAGACUCUUAUGAUGGUUAGAGCAAGCAAUGGGUGCGAUUCCCCUGCUAUACACCAAUUAAUAUUCUGCUACUUUUUCCUUCAACAACCUUAGUACCAAAAUAAGAUAUGAUACACAUGAAUGUCUUCUAGUUGGGUGGUUGGUCAAAAGUUUGCAGCAGAUGUAGCCAUAGGCAAAUGGCAGGAUGCUAGUGCUUCCCUGCUUGAGGCUCCAAACAUCAUGAGGCCGAUAUCUAAGGCUUAAUUGAGUUCCAAAGACGAAUUUAUAUUGCAAGUAUUUGUAAUCAUCUAAGAAUAUAAGCCUGUAUCUCUCUUUUCCUUGCUUUUGUAAUGCAGACUCUCACAGGAAGGAAGUAGUAGAAAUAUAACUAGUUCAUCAGAGCAGGUGUUGUAUGCUGAGGUUGUUUCAAAAAUAGCAGUGGUUGUGAAGAUUAGACAAGCAAAAUCAAUAGAUAUUCAAAUAUUAAUUAGCUUAUCUUGUAGUGUCCUGAUACUGAUUCUUCCUCACAGAGUUUAUGAGGUAGAUAUUCAAAUUUCAAAUAUUAAUUAGCUUAUUUUGUA
Molecule: messenger RNA, 5341 nt
Organism: Rosa chinensis
Lineage: Eukaryota; Viridiplantae; Streptophyta; Magnoliopsida; Rosales; Rosaceae
Product: disease resistance protein RPV1
Exons: 12
Biological process (GO): signal transduction; defense response
Molecular function (GO): ADP binding
Source: RefSeq, a predicted model, not a curated record